Molecule: messenger RNA, 4973 nt
Organism: Ostrea edulis (European flat oyster)
Lineage: Eukaryota; Metazoa; Mollusca; Bivalvia; Ostreida; Ostreidae
Exons: 2
Coding region: 339-1985 (548 amino acids)
Biological process (GO): positive regulation of DNA-templated transcription
Cellular component (GO): chromatin; nucleoplasm
Molecular function (GO): ubiquitin-protein transferase activity; zinc ion binding
Source: RefSeq, a predicted model, not a curated record
CUAUAUGAAUCAUUUCUGUGAGCGUCUUCUUAAUCACAGGCGAUUCACUAUCACUAGUCAUCAGUAUGUGACAAGUUUUAAAAGGAAUUUCCUCCUAAAUUGUUAAUUGAGGACAGAGAUAUCUUAAUAAUUCAUGUUUCUGUGCCAGUUUUACACAAGUAUAUCAAUAUGAACUUAGAGCCUAUCCAAACAGGAGAUAGUAUAUAAGUAGUGUGCACAGUAGGUAAAUCUCAUUAGAUUCAGGUACAGGUACUUAAAUCACGUGACAAGGUCCAAUCAUCAGGGAGGCGGUGUCUGCUGUACAGUGUGGUAUACUAAUGUGACCCCUGACAUUAGAAAUGCACUCACAGCACAGUGCCCAGGACGUCCUGCUCUGUGGCUUCUGUAAAACUGCCCCCGUACAGAGCCACUGUGAACUUUGCCAUAUAAACUUAUGCAAGGCCUGUGUUGGGGAGCACCUAUCCGAUUCGUCUAAAAGACACAACGUCGUUCCCUAUACACACAGAAAGUCUACUCUUUUGUACCAAAACUGUCCAGACCACGCGGACAAACACUGUGAACUUUACUGUGAUAUAUGUGACGUUCCUGUCUGUUCGAGCUGCGUCUCUGAUAAACAUGAAGGGCACAAGUUAUCAGAUGUUAUGAAAAAACUCAAUUCUAAAACUGAAGAUUUACAAAAUGAUUUGGAAGAAUUGGAGACCAGAAUUUAUCCCCGAUAUGAAAAAAUUAUCUCCGAUGUACAAACUGAGAGAGCCAAGUUGGAAACGGGUUACGGAGAACUGACAACAGCUGUUGCACAACAAGGAGAGGUUUGGCACACAGAGAUCACCGCCAUUGUCAACCAACGGAAAUCGGACAUUAAGGACAUGAAAAACAAACACCUGGAAGAUCUAACUAAACAUACUGAUGAAAUCACACGCAACAUUACAGAACUCAAAAAGAUCAUUCAGGACCUGAAGACAAUACUGGAAUCCAACGAUGUCUCCCUAACCGCAACAUACACAUCUAGGAAUGACGAGUUUAGAAAACCACCUCCCAAAAUUCAAAUUACAUUACCAAGUUUGUUUCCUCAAAAGAUAAAGAAAGAUCAUCUUAAUCAGCUGUUUGGUUCAGCUUUAUCUAUCACAACAGAAGAUGGCUACAUAAUGCAGACACCAGAAGCUGCAUCCUCCCUUCCCGUCGAAUUACCGUUUGACGAACCGCAGCUUACCGCCACUAUACACACUGGGUUUAGAUCCAGUGUUGCCUGUCGCAGUGAUGAAGAAAUCUGGACAUGUGGGUCUGACAAAUUCAUGAAGCUCCACAACCUCCAGGGCAAACUACUGGUGUCAAUCCAAACUAAGUCAAGGAAACAGCCAGGGGACAUAGCAGUGACACGGGACGGAGAUCUUGUUUAUUCAGAUCCCAAAACAAGAACUGUAAAUGUAGUGAAGGAUAAACAGAUACAGACCAUGCUCAGGCUACAGGGGUGGACACCUCACUACGUCUGCAGUACCUCAUCUAAUGAUCUCCUGGUCACCAUGAUCAAUGAUGAUAAAACACAGUCCAAAGUUGUCCGUUACUCUGACUCCACAGAGACACAGACCAUUCAGUUCGAUGAUCACGGUUGUCCUCUCUAUUCAUCUGAUGUCUAUAAAUACAUCAGCGAGAACAGGAAUCUGGAUAUCUGUGUGGCUGACUUUAUGGCUAAAGCAGUAGUGGUAGUCAAUCAGUCAGGAAAACUCCGAUUUAGAUACACAGGUCAUCCCUCUUAUACCAAGAAAUCAUUUGAACCAUUUGGUAUCACGACAGACAGCCAAAGUCAGAUACUGACAGCAGACUAUUACAACGGCUAUAUUGAUAUCCUAGAUCAGGACGGACAGUUCCUCCGUUUCAUUGAUAACUGUGAUUUGCGCGAUCCUCACGGUUUAUGUGUGGAUACCAGAGACAACCUCUUUGUUGCUGAGCGUUGGUCUGGUAAAGUGAAGAAAAUCCAAUAUCGUUAAUUACAGCUCUCAACACUGUGUUAACUACAGCUCUCACCACUGUGUUAAUUACAAAUCUAAAGUGUUAAUUACAAAUCUAAAGAUUGUAUUAAAUAAAGAUCUAACUAAUGUUUCAAUUACAAUUACAAAAUCUUGUUAAUUACAUAUUUAAACUUGUGGUAUUAAUUACAAAUCUACAAUGACAUAUUGCAUUUAUUACAAAUUUAAAGACAAUGCACGAAGCACUGUUCUGUGUUAAUUACAGAUCUUUGUUGAUUAGAGUUUUACUAUCUGUGUUACUUACAAUUCGAUGCAUACAUGUAUACUGUGUUUAUUACAGAAAUGUGUGGUUUGACUUCUGUGUCGAGACUUCAUUGUUCUUCGAUUCAGUAAAUGUGAGUUACAAAGUAUGUGGCAGUACUUAUAGUGCAUGUAGAUUAGUAUGUAGUAACAAAGUGUUGAAAUUUAUAAUCAGUGCAGUACUUACAUUGUACAUAGUGUAUUGUGUAACCAUAGUAACAAAGUGUUGACAUUUAUAGUCAGUGCAGUACUUACAUUGUACAUAGUGUAUUGUGUAACCAUAGUAACAAAGUGUUGACAUUUAUAAUCAGUGCAGUACUUACAUUGUACACAGUGUAUUGUGUAACCAUAGUAACAAAGUGUUGACAUUUAUAGUCAGUGCAGUACUUACAUUGUACAUAGUGUAUUGUGUAACCAUAGUAACAAAGUGUUGACAUUUAUAAUCAGUGCAGUACUUACAUUGUACAUAGUGUAUUGUGUAACCAUAGUAACAAAGUGUUGACAUUUAUAAUCAGUGCAGUACUUACAUUGUACAUAGUGUAUUGUGUAACCAUAGUAACAAAGUGUUGACAUUUAUAGUCAGUGCAGUACUUACAUUGUACAUAGUGUAUUGUGUAACCAUAGUAACAAAGUGUUGACAUUUAUAAUCAGUGCAGUACUUACAUUGUACACAGUGUAUUGUGUAACCAUAGUAACAAAGUGUUGACAUUUAUAGUCAGUGCAGUACUUACAUUGUACAUAGUGUAUUGUGUAACCAUAGUAACAAAGUGUUGAAAUUUAUAAUCAGUGCAGUACUUACAUUGUACAUAGUGUAUUGUGUAACCAUAGUAACAAAGUGUUGACAUUUAUAAUCAGUGCAGUACUUACAUUGUACAUAGUGUAUUGUGUAAUCAUAGUCACAAAGUGUUGAAAUUUAUAAUCAGUGCAGUACUUACAUUGUACAUAGUGUAUUGUGUAACCAUAGUAACAAAGUGUUGACAUUUAUAAUCAGUGCAGUACUUACAUUGUACAUAGUGUAUUGUGUAACCAUAGUAACAAAGUGUCGAAAUUUAUAAUCAGUGCAGUACUUACAUUGUAGAUAGUGUAUUGUGUAACCAUAGUAACAAAGUGUUGACAUUUAUAAUCAGUGCAGUACUUACAUUGUACAUAGUGUAUUGUGUAACCAUAGUAACAAAGUGUUGACAUUUAUAAUCAGUGCAGUACUUAUAUUGUACAUAGUGUAUUGUGUAACCAUAGUAACAAAGUGUUGACAUUUAUAAUCAGUGCAGUACUUACAUUGUAUAUAGUGUACCAUAUUAACAUAUUACAUUUGUAAUCAGUAGACUAUCUAUAGUGUAUGUAGUGUGUGUAUCUACAGGAACAAAGCUUGGUGUUGUUUUAAGUGUUUAAGGUGAAGAUAACGAACAGUGAUCAAUCUCACAACGAAGAGUUUGACAAAUACUGGCCCCUGGUCAUACCAGAUCAGGUGCCUAGGAGGAGUAAGCGCCCCCUGUCGAUUGGUCACAUCCACCGUGAGCUCCAUAUCCUGAUUAGGUAAACGGAGUAAUCUGAAGUAAAAAUCGGUGUGUGAAGAAUUGUCUUACAAUAGUUAUAAAACGCGUUAGACAGCAUUUAACCCAUUUACAGGUUGUAUUGAUAAAAUAGAUCGUUAAAACGACCAAGGAAUUUGCUUAUUUUGAUUAUGAACGAGACUAUGGAAACCCCCGUAACAUCAACUUAUUUAUCAGCAGCAUGCCUCUGUUCAACAACUGAUGAUGCGCAGAAUAAGUUCUGGUUACAGAAUCAGUUGAGACAUAUAAACACUAUAUGCAGGUGAUAAUGGAAUAUUGAUACAUAUAAAAGCUGACGAUUGAGAAGCUCAAAUUAUCCCAUUUGUCAUAUAAAAGUUGAGUGAUUUGCCAUUAACAUUUACGUUCAAUAAAAUAUCUAAGUAUGAAGCAAAUGUGGAAAACUCUGAUGUCUUUUAUUUCAAAUUCACUGAGGUAUAUCGAAUCGAAAUAUGUUAAUAGAUAAAACAUCGUCAAUAUAUCUAAAGGUCGAGGUGAAAGCCACAGCAAGAUAUUUUUUCUCAUGUUUCCUUUAAAUUCAGCAUUGGGUAAAUUCUAUAAUCUAAUUUGCAAAUAAAAGCUACAUGUAUGACUGGGUUGAAUACUGUCUCACUUGUUUCAUACUAAUUGUAAAACCGUUCGUGGUACACUGAUUUUGACUACGGAUUACUCCGUUUAUCUAAUCAAGAUAUAGGACUCACGGUGGGUGUGACCGGUCAACAGGGUAUGCUUACUCCUCCUUGGCAAUGAUCCUAGUUUCGUGUUUUGUCCUCUUAAUUUUGUAUUCUAUAGGAUUUGUGAGAUUGACCACCGUUCGUAAACAAUUUGUCGCUAAUAAUGAUAGAAAUGCUAAAUACAUGUACUUGCAGUAAAUAUGCACUUGUGUCUUGAUUUUCAUUUCAUUGAUAUGUCAAACACAGUCUCUUUAGUCAUAAUACAAUUAUAAUUAUUUAUAUAGACAGACAGUGACGGAGAAUAUCACACUAAUGUAAAUAUAAAACGAGGUUACAUAAAAUCAUACCAACCUGAGAUCCUAAAAAAUUGAAUUCAUCUAUUCUGAAAAGAGUUACCAAUGUGCUUUACUACAUUACAUCACUAUAGUGAUAAAACAGCCUAGAUAUUGUAUUACUUACAUUUCAUUAAUAAACCCCAUCAAGCUAUA